AUGGUUCGAAUUUCGUUGAUGUCAUGGGCGUUCGGCAGGUUUGCCAGGCAGCAUUCCCAGGACCCCUACCGUUUCUCACUUCUUCACAAUGAACACGCUUCCUCCUCAGAGUCUCUAGCUUCCGAGAUUUCUAUGCUCUACUUUGCGGCUCAAGGAACCGAACAUGUACCUGCAAUCGCCUCUUACAACCGACCCCCAACCAAGCGGCUCCGCACGCCUUUGUUUAUCCCUUUCACUCGCAACAACGCUAUGUUAAGACAAACCGUCCUCGGAUAUAUAUCAGCUGGCUGGCCACGCACUGAUAUCGUCAUUAUCGAUAACAGCGGCACAUUCGACGCAAAUGACAGGAAGCAACUCUCCGAGCAGAACCCAUUUUUCCUCGACUAUGAUUUGUUCCGGAAUCGAUACGGCGUAUCCAUCCAACAAACCCCGACACUGCUCAAUUUCGCGCAACUGCAAAAUUAUCUUCUUCGACAAGCGCUAGCCCGCGAUUGGCCUUACUACUUCUGGAGCCACAUGGACGUUGGAAUAUUAAGUGAGGAGGAAGAUGUCCCUUACGUGCCAUUCUACCACCGAGUGCUCGAUAUCAUGAAGGCCUCGAAUGUCACCAAGGACAGGAUCGACGGGAAUUGGGCUGCCAAGUUCUUCCAAUUCGACAACUUGAUGUUGGUGAAUGUGGAAGUGUGGCGCAACAUCGGACAGUGGGAUGCAUUUAUCCCGUACUACGCCACAGACUGCGAUGCGUAUGGGAGAGCGCGAAUGCUCGGGCACACGACAGAUAAUGUCAGAGCAGGACAUAUCUUCGAUGUUGCUGAUGUCGUGUCAAACCCUGAGCUGAAGUUCUUUCCGCUAGACGCUCGUGCGGCUUCCGGCCAAAAGCUCUCCGCGCAAAGUGGCAAGUCCACAGGCGACGAAGUUAAGUCGGAGCGAUACAGAUCGCUCAGAAACGAGUUGCAGAAAUUGUCCAACAAGAAAUUAAGAAAUCCCUAUGGCAGGAAUACGUGGCAGAACAAACAGAAAGGAGGCAAAGGUGAACCUUGGACUUACGACCCGAUCGGGUUUCAAGACGCAUGGUGGCAGACUGCAGAAGCUGGUCGUGCACUGUUUGUCAAGAAGUGGGGAACGGAUAAUUGUAAUUUACAUGGCGCAAAUGUAACCAUGUAUCAUGAAUGGCGGAAGGCGCAGGAUGUUACUGCCAGGGACAUUGGACACUACACAUGA
This is a messenger RNA of Aaosphaeria arxii CBS 175.79, 1221 nucleotides long. RefSeq lists its product as uncharacterized. NCBI's taxonomy places the organism in Eukaryota, Fungi, Ascomycota, Dothideomycetes, Pleosporales. Bases 1 to 1221 code for a protein of 406 amino acids. The record is from RefSeq and is a predicted model, not a curated record. The transcript has 2 exons.